Messenger RNA from Serendipita indica DSM 11827, 453 nucleotides. The record is from the annotation of a GenBank genome assembly. NCBI's taxonomy places the organism in Eukaryota, Fungi, Basidiomycota, Agaricomycetes, Sebacinales, Serendipitaceae.
AUGCGUGAUGUGACUUUCCGAGCCAACGAGCAGCUCAAAACGGUGGAGGAAGAUAUCUCUGCACUCUCGUAUCUUCUCGCAACCCUCAAUGAAGCGGAGACUGAGCGCGCACAGUCUAGCAGUGGAGCAAAGGCUGCAAAUGAAGACCAGGAUACAUCUCCAAGGUCAAAUAAUAUAGACAUCACGUCACUCUACACGUCAGAAGAGGCAAGGGUUCCCGCCUUGGAAGAUGCGGAGAGUGUACGCGAGCUGCUGCAGAAGUUGGAGGCCGCAGAAGAGAUUGCCUCAGGCGUUGAAGGAAAGGUAGACGCGCUGCUCAGUGGCUUGGAAGAGCUCCUGAGCUCGAUGGUCUCAGAUGUCGCCGAUGAGGUCGACCAGACGGGUAACGACGAGGAUGAUAGGGCUGUAGAGCAAUCUGAAGAGCGAAAAGACCACGAGGAGGACGCUAAAUAA